This is a messenger RNA of Etheostoma cragini (Arkansas darter), 6416 nucleotides long. RefSeq names its product neuroblast differentiation-associated protein AHNAK. Gene Ontology annotation, biological process: regulation of RNA splicing. The coding region runs from base 201 to 5948 and encodes 1915 amino acids. The transcript is spliced from 8 exons. The record is from RefSeq and is a predicted model, not a curated record. Gene Ontology annotation, cellular component: cytoplasm; nucleus. Lineage: Eukaryota; Metazoa; Chordata; Actinopteri; Perciformes; Percidae.
AGGUGAGGUAGUCGUUCACCUGCCUGCAGCUCCUCGGCUCAGAACCAACCUGCAGACCGAACAGUCGGACCCGGGACUCAUGUUCGUCCACAGUUUGGACCCAACUUCAACAACACGGAGGUCCAAACACCUGCCUGAUGGACCCUGAGGUUUAAUAAAAGGGGAUUUUGCAAUGCCACCGUGACAAAGACACAAGGAUCAUGCUGUCACACCGCAGGGGAAGGAGUCUCUCCGAGUCCCUGAUCCUGGAGCAGUCAGACGAGGGAGGACUGGUCGUUUCCAGCAUCGACAACAAUUCCUCAGCCAAUCAGGGAUUGAGAGAAGGGGAUGAACUUUUGGGGGCAACAAUCAACUUUGAUCAACUUUCAAAAACCGAGGUGUUGAACGUACUAAAGAUGAUGGAGCCGUUUGAUGGCAAGGUCCAUGUCCUGACCAGGAACAACUUGAGCAAGAGUCUUGGAAAUUUGGACCAGUGUGCCAAGACUCCUGAGACGAUGCUGAACGAUUCCUACAACAAACUCUACAAUGCAAAAAUCAAGAAAUUUAUGAAAGAUGACUUUAACGGUGCCAUGGAGGGCUCUGUCAACAAGGAGGUUACUCCCAAGUCAACUGUACCAGGCUCAUCGAAGGUCAACCUCAAGCACAACAUGGGGUUGCCUCGCUGUGGAGUUGACUUUGGACUUAUGAAAAAGAAGACUCUGGCCAUUGACGACGAUGCUGGAGAAUUAUCAUAUGACAGCAAUCUGAACCUUCCACCUAUGGGUCUUGGGUCCAAUAGGACUACUCUAAGUGGAGCUCAGGUACCAAGACUGAAAGUGAAUGCUAGAAGUCCACAAUUUAAUGCUCCAGACGUUGGUAUACAACUGCCAGACACUGAUAGUCCGUCUCUUGACUUGACAAUGCCAAAUCUUGAAAGAACUCAAUUUGGGCUGGAAAGCAAUGGAACUUUUAGAGGUCCAGAAAUGGGUAUGGACUUAAAAGGUUCAGGUCUUACUACCUCUGAUAUGGGAAUCUCUGGACCUUCUUUUAGUGGUCCAGAAGGUGAGGUCCAGCUCCCGGAUGUAGGAACUCCAGAUGUUCCCUCAGGUAAACUCGGUCUCAAGUAUUCCAAGAGACUGAAAAACCCAAAUCUAAAUGUGGACAAUCCUACCGGAUAUGUAGAGUCACCCAGGCUCAGGCUGUCUGGAGGAUCUCCUGAUUUGGACCUAGAAAUGCCAGGUGUUGAUGUAUCACAACUUGAUAUACAAAGGCCAGGCAUUGACAUGCCUUCAGGGAAAGUCAAAUUGCCAUUUAAGAAACCAAAGAUUGAUCUUAAAUCUUCGGAUUUAAAUGUGGAUGCCCCAUCUGGUAAAUUGACUAUGCCUAAAUUUGGGUUCUCAGGCAAAGGUGAAGUUGAUGGUAAAACACCUGACCUCAGUCUUGAAACACCAAAGAUAAAAGGUGGAAUUCAUGAACCUAAUGCAAAUCUACCUAAAGUUGACCUAAAAGGACCAAAGUUAGCCGUUGGCACUCCAUCUGGAGCAUACGAAGCGCCUUCGUUUAAAAUGCCCAAAUUCAAUUUACCAGGUAUCCAAGUUCCCAGUUUUAAUGGAGAUUUAGACGGACCAGAUGUGCGAUUGGCAGCACCAGAACUCAAAGCUAGAAUUGCAGAUCCAAAUAUUGACAUCGAUUCACAAGAUCUAAGUCUGAAAGCUCCAAAGAUAAAGGGUGGAUUUGAUGCCCCUGACUUGGACUUACCAAACAUGAACCUUAAAUCUCCCAAGUUAGAUGUUAACACUCCAGAUCUCAACAUUGGUUCACCCAAAGCAAAAUUUAAAAUGCCGAAAAUGAAAAUGCCUAAAUUUGGUCUACCAAACCGGAAAGGACCUGAGAUUGAUGGAAGCUUUGAUGGCCCAGAUGUUGAUGUAACCGUGCCAAAUGUUAAUCUUGAAGGUCCUAAGGCUGAUGUGGGAAUGCCAGAUUUUGAUGUUUCUGGUCCUUCAGGUAAAUUCAAAAAGCCAAACUUAAACCUGCCUGGUUUUGGACUUUCUGGUCCAAAGUUAAAUAGCCCUAACCUGGACCUUAAAACACCUGAUCUAGAUAUAUCUGGUCCAAAUCUUAGUGGUGGUUUAAAUGCACCAGACAUAAACAUGCCCAAGGUUGAUCUCAAAAGCCCCAAACUAGACCUUAAUACCUCAAAGCUCAACAUGCCAUCAGGUAAAAUGAAAAUGCCAGAGCUUCAUGCUCCAGACUGGGAUGUUAAUGCUCCCUCAGGCAAAUUGAAAAUGCCAAAAUUAAACCUUUCAGGUACAUUACCAAAGGGACCAAACAUGGACAUUGAUUCACCAGAUCUAAGUCUGAAAGCUCCAAAGAUAAAGGGUGGAUUUGAUGCCCCUGACUUGGACUUACCAAACAUGAACCUUAAAUCUCCCAAGUUAGAUGUUAACACUCCAGAUCUCAACAUUGGUUCACCCAAAGCAAAAUUCAAAAUGCCCAAAAUGAAAAUGCCUAAAUUUGGUCUACCAAACCGGAAAGGACCUGAGAUUGAUGGAAGCUUUGAUGGCCCAGAUGUGGAUGUAAAUGUACCCAAUGUCAACCUCAAAGGUCCUAAAGCUGAUGUGGGAAUGCCAGAUUUUGAUGUUUCUGCUCCAUCAGGAAAACUCAAAAAGCCAAAUUUUCACAUGCCUGGUUUUGGGCUUUCUGGUCCAAAGUUAAAUAGCCCUAACCUGGACCUCAAAACACCUGAUCUAGAUAUAUCUGGUCCAAAUCUUAGUGGUGGUUUAAAUGCACCAGACAUAAACAUGCCCAAGGUUGAUCUCAAAAGCCCCAAACUAGACCUUAAUACCCCAAAGCUCAACUUGCCGUCAGGUCAAAUGAAAAUGCCAGAGCUUCAUGCUCCAGACUGGGAUGUUAAUGCUCCCUCAGGCAAAUUGAAAAUGCCAAAAUUAAACCUUUCAGGUACAUUACCAAAGGGACCAAACAUGGACAUUGAUUCACCAGAUCUAAGUCUGAAAGCUCCAAAGAUAAAGGGUGGACUUGAUGCCCCUGACUUGGACUUACCAAACAUGGACCUUAAAUCUCCCAAGUUAGAUGUUAACACUCCAGAUAUCAACAAUGGUUCACCCAAAGCAAAAUUCAAAAUGCCCAAAAUGAAAAUGCCUAAAUUUACGGUCCCAAGACUUAAAGGACCUCAGAUUGACGGAAAUUUGGAUGUCCCCGAUGUUGACGUAAAUAUACCCAAUGUUAACCUCAAAGGUCCUAAAGCUGAUGUGGGAAUGCCAGAUUUUGAUGUUUCUGGUCCAUCAGGAAAACUCAAAAAGCCAAAUUUUAACAUGCCUGAUUUUGGGCUUUCUGGUUCAAAGUUAAAGGGCCCUAACCUGGACCUCAAAACACCUGAUCUAGAUAUAUCUGGUCCCAAUUUUAGUGGUGGUUUAAAUGCACCAGACAUAAACAUGCCCAAGGUUGAUCUCAAAAGCCCCAAACUAGACCUUAAUGCCCCAAAGCUCAACUUAGACAUGCCAUCAGGUAAAAUGAAAAUGCCAGAGCUUCAUGCUCCAGACUGGGAUGUUAAUGCUCCCUCAGGCAAAUUGAAAAUGCCAAAAUUAAACCUUUCAGGUACAUUACCAAAGGGACCAAACAUGGACAUUGAUUCACCAGAUCUAAGUCUGAAAGCUCCAAAGAUAAAGGGUGGAUUUGAUGCCCCUGACUUGGACUUACCAAACAUGGACCUUAAAUCUCCCAAGUUAGAUGUUAACAGUCCAGAUCUCAACAUUGGUUCCCCCAAAGCAAAAUUCAAAAUGCCCAAAAUGAAAAUGCCUAAAUUUACCGUCCCAAGACUUAAAGGACCUCAGAUUGACGGAAAUUUAGAUGUCCCAGAUGUUGAUGUAAAUGUACCCAAUGUCAACCUCAAAGGUCCUAAAGCUGAUGUGGGAAUGCCAGAUUUUGAUGUUUCUGGUCCAUCAGGAAAACUCAAAAAGCCUAAUUUUAACAUGCCUGAUUUUGGGCUUUCUGGUCCAAAGUUAAAGGGCCCUAACCUAGACCUCAAAACACCUGAUCUAGAUAUAUCUGGUCCCAAUUUUAGUGGUGGUUUAAAUGCACCAGACAUAAACAUGCCCAAUGUUGAUCUCAAAAGUCCCAAACUAGACCUUAAUACCCCAAAGCUCAACUUAGACAUGCCUUCAGGUAAAAUGAAAAUGCCAGAGCUUCAUGCUCCAGACUGGCAUGUUAAUGCUCCCUCAGGCAAAUUGAAAAUGCCAAAAUUAAACCUUUCAGGUACAUUACCAAAGGGACCAAACAUGGACAUUGAUUCACCAGAUCUAAGUCUGAAAGCUCCAAAGAUAAAGGGUGGACUUGAUGCCCCUGACUUGGACUUACCAAACAUGAACCUUAAAUCUCCCAAGUUAGAUGUUAACACUCCAGAUCUCAACAUUGGUUCACCCAAAGGAAAAACCAAAAUGCCCAAAAUGAAAAUGCCUAAAUUUAAUGUGCCAAAUCUCAAAGGACCUGAGAUUGAUGGGAACUUUGAUGGUCCAGACAUUGACAUGAACGCACCCAACAUCAACCUCAAAGGGCCGAAAGGUGUUGAUUUUGGCGGCCCAUCGGGAAAGAUUAAAAAGCCACAUUUGAAAAUACCCGAUGUGGGGUUUUCCAGUCGCAACUUAGAUGGCCCAAACUUUGACUUGAAUUCAGACCUAAAAACUCCAGAUUUUAAUGUCAAAGCUCCAAAAUUGAAAGGUGGAUUUGAUGCUCCCAAAAUGGGCCUUAACAUGCCAAGUGUAAAUACACCAGACCUCAGUUUCUCUGGACCUAAGGCAAAAAUACCAGACAUGAAUCUUUCUGGACCCAAACUGAAAGGCCCUAGCAUGAGUGUGCCAGACUUAGAUUUGCCUGAUGCCAGUUUCAAAGGUCCCAAGCUAGACCUCAAUGCAAAAAGUCCAGAUCUAGGAAUAAAUGGUAACGUAGGAGGACCUGACAUGAACUUUACUGCCCCUAAUGUCAAAGGAGGACUAAGAGGCCCAGAGGCUGGCAUACAGGUUCCCUCAGGAAACAUCCAUGGUCUUCAGAAUGAUUUGGAUUUGCCAGAUAGAAAAUUCAAUGCUCCUUCUUUCAAGCUGCCUCAGUUUGGAGGCUUAGAUCUAAACAGGGCAGAGACUGAUUUUGACUUUGAAACAUCUCGGAAAUCAACAAAUCUGGAUUUUUCUCCUCCCAAUGCAAAACUGAAUAUGAAACAACCACAGUUGGAGGGUGACUUUACAGGUCCAAAUGUUAGUGUUCCCAAAAUGCCGAAAGGGGCAAUGCAGGGUCCACAGCUGCAUCUUAAAUCUCCAGAUCUUAACAUUGAUGAUUCUUCACGUAAUUUCAGAGUACCUUCUUACUCAAACCGCAGAUCAGAUAUCCCAGGGGUAAACAUGAGAAUGCCUUUCAUGGACGUAGAUGGAGAUGUUGGACUUCGUCACACUGAUGGACAAUCAUCUAGGACCAAAGUCAGGUCCAGCUACCCUCAGGUGGAUGCUGGUUUUGGCGACAACAUUCCUUACAACCAUUCUGAUCUCAACAUUGAUGAUUUCACAGAAAAGCACCAUGUUCCUAAAGCCAGAGGUGCAGAACUGGGCUUCCAGCCCCCACCUAAUUAUGGAAAGGUGAACUCCCCUGUUAAUAUUGACAUGAGGGACCCCAGACACACCAGGACAACACCUUCUGGUGAUGUGGAUGUGUAUUCGAGGCACCACAGAACAACGCAGCAAGAAUCUAGAGCACGUUUGCAAAAUCCCAAAACUCAAGUCCCUGACAGUUCAGAUGGAUACUAUGUCACCGUUUUCCCCAACCAAGCACAACCUCAAAGAAUGCCAAACCGAAAAUAUAACACCCUGGGGGGGCCUGAUUUUCACUCAGGAGACCUGGACCUCGAUGUUCCAAGAGAAAAUGACCUAAAAGGGGGUUCAACUUUCUUUUUCUCAAACCUCAUGUAGGUUUUUAAACCCACUACUGUGUCCAUAAGUGAUACAAAAUGUUUCUUUUAGUGUGUUUUUUUUAUAUCGGGUUUAUCGUUGACUUGUGACUUAAGCUGUUGUCGGUUUAUUGUAUAAUUUAUGCAUUUUUUUAAAUGUGUUCUUGCCACAUUUAGGUUUUUUGUAUAAAAAGCCGUGUUGCUUUGUAAUGCAGCAUUCAUGCACUUGUUUUAUUAUAAAUUGCAUUUUGUCAUUUUUACUAUGUAUUAUACAAUACUACAAUACUAAAAGUAGGUAUUCUUUCUAUGUACAUUUAAGUUACUUUAUGGCACACACAAUCUCCCAAAUCCCCUAAAUUCCUCGGAUGUUGAAACUCAAGGAGGAAAUCUGUGGAUUUUUUGGGGUACUAUUACUAGGUCAAAGCAUGAAAGGAUUUUUUUUGUUUUAUAUUAUCAACUAAAUGUUUAAAAACCCCAAGUUUUGCAUGUG